Messenger RNA from Diaporthe citri, 1188 nucleotides. RefSeq lists its product as uncharacterized. NCBI's taxonomy places the organism in Eukaryota, Fungi, Ascomycota, Sordariomycetes, Diaporthales, Diaporthaceae. The record is from RefSeq and is a predicted model, not a curated record. The transcript has 4 exons. The coding region runs from base 1 to 1188 and encodes 395 amino acids.
AUGCGCUUCACGUCUUUCCUGCCGGCGGCUGCUGCCGCCCUGAUGUUCGGUGUGGCUUCGGCAACAGAUCCGGCGUGGGACGAGCCACCUCCAUGUGCUGUGAACUGCACCAUGACCGUGCUGGGCAGUGGCGCCACCACCUGCUCGCCGACAGACACAGCCUGCCUCUGCGUCGACAACAGCUACCAGGCCAAGGUUGCAGCAUGCGUACAGUCGACCUGCACGGUCAAGGAGAGCCUGGUCGCCAAACGCCUGGGCGAGCGCCAGUGCGGCGUCCCGCCCCGGCCCCAGCAGAACGACGUUGCCUCCUUGACGGUCCUCUUUACAAUCACAUUCUUCCUGGUCAUAGUGCGGCUCACGGUCAAGUUCCUCGGCCAUGGCGGCGGCUGGGGCAUCGACGACUGGCUGAUGCUGAUGGCAUUCUCAUUCUCCAUUGCCCUCUACGGUGUGCACCUCUGGCGUAUAUAUGACCUUGGGCUGGGCAAAGACACGUGGGAGGUGCCCUUUGCCAACAUCACCAGGAUAUUGGUGGCCUUCUUCGCCAACGAGAUGCUCUACAUCGUGCACAUCUCGGCCACCAAGCUCUCGGCGUGCUUCUUCUUCGUGCGCAUCUUCGACGCCUCGCCCAACUUCCGUCGCUUCGCGUACCCGGUCAUCGGGCUCAACAUCCUCAUCAUGGUCGUCUUCGUCUUCAUCAUCAUCUUCCAGUGCAAGCCGAUCCACCUCGCCUGGACCGGCUGGGCUAAAGAGGAGCCCGGCCACUGUCUUGACAUCUACAAGCUCGUCCUGGGCAACGGCAUCAUCAACCUUUUCAUGGACGCCGUCAUAAUCGGCCUUCCGAUCUAUGAGACGUCUAAGCUUCAGCUCUCCAAGACCAAGAAGUUCGGAAUUGCUCUUAUGUUCGGGAUGGGAUUUGCCCGCUUCUUCUUCUCGCGCCUCGUCCCCAAGUUCUACAAGACCUUGGCCUCGUCCAUCCACCCCAAGUCCUCCGACAGGGCCUCCAGCGCGACGCCCGGCUCGUACCGGACGCUGAGCAAUAUCAGCGGCUCAAAGGGCUCAAAUGGCUCCUCGCAGAAGCCUUUGCAGAGGGAGAGCAAGAGGCGGCCCCGGAAGGAGGGCGACGAGGAGGAGAUGACUGGCUUCAGCGCCACGAAAUCUACGGUCACGGCGUCCACUGUGUCUCUGUAA